UGAACUAGUCUUAUCCUUUCGUCCAUCUCCGUUUAUUAUAAUAUAAAAUUUUAGACAUAAUCAUGGGUCAGUACUGGUCAAAGUCGAUCAACUUGGUUUCAGGUUUCUCUAUAUAAAAAUAUGGCCGCACCAAGUCAGGUGAGUGUUAGAACCACACUCUCCAACCAAACUCUACACUAUCUUCUUCAAUCUUUCAACCAACAACAGUUAUGACAAACCAUCUUCAAGAGCCCUCGGUUUUAACCAAAGAAGAACAAGAACUGGACGAGAAAACGGUGAGCUUGCAAGCCGAGAGUAUCGUCAACACUGUGGCUUUCCCCAUGGUUCUCAAAGCUGCCUUGGAGCUUGGUGUCAUUGACACGAUCGCUGCUGCAAGAAAAGGCACAUGGCUCUCACCGUCAGAGAUAGCAGCUAGUCUCCCAACCAAACCCACUAACCCGGAGGCGCCCACGUUGCUGGACCGGAUGCUGCGCUUACUCGCCAGCCACUCGAUUUUGAAGUGCGGUAUGGUUGAAAACAAAGAAAAUGGUCAAGCCGGAAAGUUCGAGAGGGUAUAUGCAGCCGAACCAAUUUGCAAGUUUUUCUUGAAAGAUAGUGACGGCUCUGGUUCUCUCUCGUCUUUGUUCUUUUUGCUCCAUAGCCAAGUCAUUUUCAAGACUUGGACAAAUCUCAAGGAUGUGAUCCUAGAAGGAAAAGAUGCAUUCAGCUCUGCCCACGGCAUGAAAAUUUUCGAAUAUAUUAAUUUGGAUGGACAGUUCGCUGAGCUAUUCAGCCGGGCAAUGGCGGAAUCGUCCACAAUAGUCAUAAAUAAAGUUCUACAAGUAUACAGAGGAUUUGAAGAUGUUAACACUUUAGUGGAUGUAGGAGGAGGAGUUGGCACCAUACUAGGUAUAAUCACUUCCACGUAUCCUCAUAUCAAGGGUGUUAAUUUCGACUUAGCUCAGGUUUUAACUCACGCUCCUUUUUAUCCAGGAGUCGAGCAUGUCUCCGGAGACAUGUUUAUAGAAGUUCCAAGGGGAGAUGCCAUCUUUAUGAAAUGGAUACUACAUGAUUGGCCGGACGAGCGUUGCAUAAAAAUUCUGAAAAAUUGUUGGAAGAGUCUACCAGAAAAAGGGAAAGUGAUCAUCCUAGAGAUGAUCACACCAAUGGAACCAAAGCGUAAUGAUUUUUCAUCUAACACUGUAUUCGGCAUGGACUUGCUGAUGCUAACACAAUGCUCGGGUGGUAAAGAGAGAUCUCUUUCGCAGUUCGAGACUUUGGCGCUUGCCUCAGGUUUUGUUCGAUGUGAAAUCACAUGUGAUCUUGCUUAUUCAUACUCUGUUAUCGAAUUCCACAAAUAAGAUUUUGGCAUUUACGAUAACAAUACAAUGAUUUGGUUUGGUGCAUGCUUGGUAAAUUAAGGGAUGUGUUAUCUAUAUUUGUGCAAUAAUAAUAGUAUGAAAGUGUGGUGUGUUCAUGUGAUUACGGAGUGCAUGUGAUAACUGAUAAGUAAUAAAGUAUGAAACAAUGGUGUGUUCUGUUUAUUGAAGUUUGCAAUUGAAACAUUGCGUCUAACGCUUUCUUCUUC
Capsella rubella is the source of this 1567-nucleotide messenger RNA. Its product is annotated as indole glucosinolate O-methyltransferase 4. Gene Ontology annotation, biological process: methylation. NCBI's taxonomy places the organism in Eukaryota, Viridiplantae, Streptophyta, Magnoliopsida, Brassicales, Brassicaceae. Bases 210 to 1340 code for a protein of 376 amino acids. The transcript is spliced from 4 exons. The record is from RefSeq and is a predicted model, not a curated record. Gene Ontology annotation, molecular function: O-methyltransferase activity; S-adenosylmethionine-dependent methyltransferase activity; protein dimerization activity.